Molecule: messenger RNA, 264 nt
Organism: Trichosurus vulpecula (common brushtail)
Lineage: Eukaryota; Metazoa; Chordata; Mammalia; Diprotodontia; Phalangeridae
Product: defensin-A2-like
Exons: 2
Coding region: 1-264 (87 amino acids)
Biological process (GO): defense response to Gram-negative bacterium; antibacterial humoral response; disruption of plasma membrane integrity in another organism
Cellular component (GO): extracellular region; extracellular matrix
Source: RefSeq, a predicted model, not a curated record
AUGAAGACCUUCUUUCUUCUCAUAGCUGUUGUCUUCUUGACCAUCCAGGUCCAGGCUCAGACAACUGAAGAAGAGAUGCUGACUACAGAGGAAGCUGUGACUGAACUCCCUUCCAUGGAAACAGAGGGCUCUGAUAUAAUGGCUUCAGAUCCUCAGCAAAGAAAAGUCAUUGUCUGUUACUGUAGAAGGCUCUGCUUUUUCUUGGAAAGAAAUUCUGGGACAUGCCGGAUUUCGGGUGUAUAUUACCGACUGUGCUGUAGAUAA